Messenger RNA from Alternaria hordeiaustralica, 1899 nucleotides. RefSeq lists its product as uncharacterized. Lineage: Eukaryota; Fungi; Ascomycota; Dothideomycetes; Pleosporales; Pleosporaceae. The record is from RefSeq and is a predicted model, not a curated record. Bases 1 to 1899 code for a protein of 632 amino acids. Gene Ontology annotation, biological process: protein dephosphorylation. Gene Ontology annotation, molecular function: protein serine/threonine phosphatase activity. The transcript has a single exon.
AUGAUUCCAAGAAGGUUGGGAAGCGCCGUACGGCUCAAAUGCGCCGGUAAAGCACAGCCUCAAACGCGGUUACAGAGGCCACUCGCGGUGACGACCCGUGCUUUACGGCCACACACAGCACGCGUUCAUUCAAGUCCGUUAUCACGUGCUCUCUCGCAGACAAGACUCCUACAAACCCAGCCCAAGAGUUCAAGAACCAAUGGAAGAGACACUACCCUCUUCAACCCGCGAUGGAACCAACCAGCCAAGGACCCCACAACCACACUCCUAGAAUCACGCUUCCCAACCAAAACCGUCCUUGUACUCCUCACCCUAGGCGGCCUAGCAUACUACUUCGUCGACAUAGUAGAAACCGACUGGACAGACAGCGUCUACGGCGCCUUCGAAACCGGCGACGAUGCCUCCCAACUCGCCCAACCCCUCCACUUCUACUCCUCGAAAGAAGAAGUCCAACACAUCCUCGACUUCCACAUCCCAGACCCCAGCGCCCCGAUGAAAGACCCCGCCGUAGCGAAGUUCUUCUCAGAGCAAUUCGACAAGCUAUGUUACGGAUGGAUGAUGACGCCCGAUGAUUCAAAGAAGGGCGUCGAAGGCAUGCCAGACGUGCAAAUGCCCAUAACACACGGCUGUCGGUUCCGCAGCAACGAGCCAUGUGAGGAUUUCUUCGCACUAGGAACGUCGCCUGGCCCCGGGCAGAACCUGUGGAAUUACUGGACUGUACUAGAUGGGCAUGCAGGACGACACACGGCAUUCUACCUCCAAUGGACACUAAUCCCCAUGGUAUCCUCCGCGCUCAGCACCCUAACACCGCACGCCUCCAGCCACCAAAUCGAAAGCAGCAUAAAAACCGCCUUCCUCGCCACCGACAAAAGUAUCAUGUCCCGCGCCAAAACAGCCGCAGCCUGGUUCCCCGCCGCCAACGCCGCCGCCAUCGCCGCGCUCACACCCGCUUUCUCGGGGUCCUGCGCGCUACUCGCUGCAUUCGAUCCCCAGUCCAACAAACUCCGCGUCGCCUGCACAGGAGACUCCCGCGCCGUCCUCGGCCGCUGGGACCCCUCCACAUCCUCCUACACGGCAAUCCCCCUCUCGGAAGACCAAACCGGCUCCAACGCUAAGGAAGUAGAAAGACUAAGCAAGCAACACCCCGACGAACCCUCCGUCAUAGACCCCAAAACAGGCCGCAUGCUAGGCAUAGCCGUAACCCGCGGCUUCGGCGACCACCGCUGGAAAUGGGAUAACGAGACUAUCAAAGCGUGCCAGCACAAAUUCUGGGGUACGGCGCCCAGACCGGGGAAUCUGAGUCCCCCGUAUAUGACGGCGGAGCCUGAGGUGCAGGAAACGGCUGUUGUGAGGAGGGAGCCGCGCGAUGGGAUGCUGUGUGGUGAUGGUAGGGCAGAAGGGGGGAAAAGCGAUUUCCUCAUCCUCGCUUCCGACGGUCUUUGGGACCGGAUUUCGUCUGAACACGCCGUCGAGUGCGUGUCCCGCUAUCUCUCCGCGCGCGCCCGUGGCCAGGGUUCUGUGAAGGCCGACCCGGAACUCCUGCGCAACCCUCCCGUUUUCCCUCAAAACUUCUCUAGCUUGGACCCGGGUGUGACGUGCGACCCCGCGGCCGGCGAAGACGUGGAUUGGAAAGCGGAGCCUGAGUAUUUUGCGAUUGAGGAUGAGAAUGCGGCGGUUUGUUUGGCGAGGAAUGCGAUGGGUGGGAAUAGGAGGGGGUUGUUUUUGGGGGUUUUGGCGGGGCCGGAGCCGUUGAGUAGGAAUGCGGUGGAUGAUACUACGAUUAUGGUUGUGUUUUUUGAUAAAUUGGAGGAGGGGAAGGGUGGAGGUAAGGGGGGCAAAAAGGUAGAAGAGAAUAGGAGCGGGGACGGAGAGAAGAAGAAGUGGUGGUGGCCGUUGUGA